Molecule: messenger RNA, 900 nt
Organism: Lachancea thermotolerans CBS 6340
Lineage: Eukaryota; Fungi; Ascomycota; Saccharomycetes; Saccharomycetales; Saccharomycetaceae
Gene: IBD2
Product: Ibd2p
Exons: 1
Coding region: 1-900 (299 amino acids)
Biological process (GO): mitotic spindle assembly checkpoint signaling
Source: RefSeq, a predicted model, not a curated record
AUGUGCCCUUCUAAUAAUACAUCCAUAGAGGUGGUCUCCAAAGAUGGUCCAGUCGAUUUUAAUGUCAUGAUGCAAGAGGGCGUCAAAGCACUCACCAAGGUUCUGGCUGACCAUCUGCAAGAUCACCCAGACUAUCUCAAACAGCAGUCCAUGAAACUGGUAUUCAACAACGAUAUUGAUAAAUCUGGAGAGAAUGGGGAAGCAGCUGGAACCUCAGAAGAAGAUGCUAAACAGAUAACGGCCACAAAGAGCGCUGGGGACGAAGAGAUAGAGGAAGCGGACCUGAGGAACAAGAGCAACUACCACAUGUGUAAGGAAAUGUCGCCACAAACCCACAAGCUCUCUUCACUGUACAGUCCCUCGAAAAACAAACAAUCCCCAUCCAUAGCUCAGCCAAGUGAAUUUGAUUGCGAGGAAGGCGAGCUGGUUUUUGAUUAUGGUGAACAAGAUCUGAUGUCACUUCCGGGUGAAUUCGGCGACAGUAUCAAGAAGAUGGUCGCUUCAAGCAUGGCCCAGGAUCCGUCGGGGCGUCACUCUAACAUAAACAUCGACCUCGAUGUUGAUGACACGCUUAGCGACAAUAACGAUUCUCCGGAACCGAACUCGUUUUCAGACCAGCCUUCCCAAAAACAGCAUGGUCACCAAAAACAUCGCAGAUGCCGACAUGGAGGCGAUAGCAACCGGGAGCACGAGUUUGAGUACCCACACCAUCCAAAAGUUACACCAGAUUUUGCCAGCUUGAUUACGUACGACCAGCCCUUAUGCAUGUUCUGCGAAUACUACUUCGUUUUCGGAGAACCCCCCAAAAACAUGAUCAAAUGGUUUCAAAGAACGGGUGGCCGGGACACUUCUGCACACUGUCGCUCUUACCAAAGACACAGCAAUUCUACCCAACACUGA